AUGUUGUUGACUUCAUUCUAUCUAUCUAUCUAUCUAUCUAUCUAUCUAUCUAUCAUCACAGUCUGUACAUGUCUAUCUGUCUAUCUCAGUCUGUUCAUAUCUAUCUAUCUAUCUAUCUAUCUAUCUAUCUAUCUAUCUAUCUAUUUAUUUGACUGUUCAUAUCUAUCUAUCUAUCUAUCUAUCUAUCUAUCUAUCUAUUUCAGCCUGUUCAUAUCUAUCUCAGUCUGUUCAUAUCUAUCUAUCUAUCUAUCUAUCUAUCUAUCUAUCUAUUUCAGACUGUUCAUAUCUAUCUAUCUCAGUCUGUUCAUAUCUAUCUAUCUAUCUAUCUAUCUAUCUAUCUAUUUUAGCCUGUUCAUAUCUAUCUCAGUCUGUUCAUAUCUAUCUAUCUAUCUAUCUAUCUAUCUAUCUAUCUAUUUCAGCCUGUUUAUAUCUAUCUAUUUCAGCCUGUUCAUAUCUGUAUCUAUCUUAGCCUGUUCAUAUCUAUCUAUCUAUCUAUCUAUCUAUCUAUCUAUCUAUCUAUCUAUCUAUUUCAGCCUGUUCAUAUCUAUCUAUCUAUCUAUCUAUCUAUCUAUCUAUCUAUCUAUCUAUCUAUUUCAGUCUGUUCAUAUCUAUCCCAGCCAAGAUACUUACCUACCAACAGUGAGGUGGGUAAAGCCUAGCCACAUUACCCCCACUUUGUUAGCACCUGUUCAUGAUCAUUAUCUAUCUUGUCUUUCAGUCUAUGUUUACUCUUUUCUCUUUGAUCCAUUCAACAAUACCUGCAUCAUCCCUUACAACACCAAUGUCCAAACCAACCUUUACAGGUUUAUAUAUCUGGUGGGAUUCCUUCUGCUCUAA
This is a messenger RNA of Acanthosepion pharaonis, 837 nucleotides long. NCBI's taxonomy places the organism in Eukaryota, Metazoa, Mollusca, Cephalopoda, Sepiida, Sepiidae. The record is from the annotation of a GenBank genome assembly.